This is a messenger RNA of Anopheles bellator, 1893 nucleotides long. RefSeq names its product retinal homeobox protein Rx. The record is from RefSeq and is a predicted model, not a curated record. The coding region runs from base 1 to 1893 and encodes 630 amino acids. The transcript is spliced from 4 exons. Gene Ontology annotation, biological process: regulation of transcription by RNA polymerase II. NCBI's taxonomy places the organism in Eukaryota, Metazoa, Arthropoda, Insecta, Diptera, Culicidae. Gene Ontology annotation, molecular function: RNA polymerase II transcription regulatory region sequence-specific DNA binding; DNA-binding transcription factor activity, RNA polymerase II-specific.
AUGGAGGCGUCCACUUUCGACGACCAGAUUUUCGGUGACUUCACGAGCGACACGCUCAGCUCGCUGGCCGCCGCCGCCGCCAAACCGAUCCACGUGGGCCCGUCGGCCGGUGGCCACGGUAACCUGCAGGUGAUGAUGGGCCUGGGCCACUCGCCGACCCACGACGGUGGCGUUGGUGGCCCUGCUGGUGCCGGUGGUGGUCAACAGCAACGGCUACCGGAAGUGACCAGCAUCCUGGGGGCGUCCGGGUCGCCGAGCUACAAGAGCAUCGACUACACGAACCUGAGCAAGGUGGAGUACCAUCAUCUGCCGAACGGCACAAAGCUGGACGGCUCGUACUCCCCGCCGGACAGCUGCGGACCGCAUCAGCAGCACCAGCAACACCAGCAACACCAGCAACACCAGCAGCAGCAAUCGGGUCCGGCCAACAAGCCGAUGGAAUACGUCAGCUGUAAGCUCGAAUACUACACCGCGCUGCCCGUCGCCGGCCACGAGCACGGCAAUAAACUCGAGUAUGUUAAAACCCUAGAUUACAACGGGAACGCCGGCCGGCUGGACUACUGCACCUCGUCCUCGUCGUCGCCCGGUGGCCCCAAGAUCGAGUAUGUGACCGGCGGCAGCAGCGGCAGCGGCGCAGGCAACGGUGGAAAGCUGGACUACGAGACGACGAUCGCCAUGUUCCAGCAGCCGGCACCGCCACCGCCGCAGCCACCCGGCUCCCAGCUCGGUGUGGCCACUUCCGGCCCGACGGGGACGGGCAUGGUGGUGGUCGACGAACGGGGCCUCAUGAACGGGGCGCCGAAGCCCCGCAAGAGCGACGACAUGAACGGGGCGUCCGGUUCGUCGACCCCGACGACCACGACCGGAGCGAUCGAUGGGCCGGGCGGAAAUGGCAAGAAGGGUGACAAGAAGAAGAACGACCCGAACGGGAUCAAGAAGAAGAAAACCAGGACGACGUUCACCUCGUUCCAGCUGGAGGAGCUGGAGCAUGCAUUCGAACGGGCGCCCUAUCCGGACGUGUUUGCGCGUGAAGAACUGGCCCUGAAGCUCAACUUGAGCGAGUCCCGAGUGCAGGUUUGGUUCCAGAACCGGCGGGCGAAGUGGCGCAAACGGGAACCGCCCCGGAAGUCGGCGUACCUCGGCAACAACAGCCCGUCGGCCCCGAUGAACGGCCCGAUCGGCACGUCGUUCGCCCAGUUCCCGCAGACCGCAACGGUGACGCCGCCGGGAAGUGUCGACAGCUGGUCCACGUACCAGGCUCCGUACGACCUUGGGCCGCACAUCAAUCUGCUGUCACCGGCCGUCAGCCCGUACGGGUACAGCGCCCAAUACGGUACUUACCCGAUGCCCGAGAGCCACAUGUUCCCCGUGCGGACCCAGCACCUCGACUACGGCAGCCCGUCCCGGCCGGGCGUCGGGGACUCCGGUGGGGCCGACGAGCCGCAGCACCAGCACCAUCCGCACCCGCAUCACGCCGCCAACCACCAUCACGUGCACCAUGUGCAUCACGGGCACAAGACUGACCACUACGCGUCGCUGGACGACAAGUUCGAUACGCACUGUGUGGCCGGUCUACCGGAUGGCCUAACGAACGGGAAGUACGUGGACGACGCGAAGUACAUCGACGUGCACUACAAUCCGGAUGCCGAUCCGAAGUACGGUAACUGUCACCAGCUGGACGACCCGUCGAUGAAGGGACAUUACGGUCCCCCGCAGCCUGCGCAACAAUCUCAAGCACCACCAACGCAGCAGCAGCAGCAAGGAGGACCCCAGCCACCACAGCAGGGCCAGUGUUCGUCCGGGGUCGGCGUGGAUGACGCCGACUCGCUAGGUAUGGUAAAGUCCGAGGAAACCGUCACCCACAGCUACGUACUUCCAUCUUUUUUGCCCUGA